This is a messenger RNA of Bombus pyrosoma, 3917 nucleotides long. Its product is annotated as RING finger protein 207-like. Bases 159 to 2903 code for a protein of 914 amino acids. The record is from RefSeq and is a predicted model, not a curated record. Lineage: Eukaryota; Metazoa; Arthropoda; Insecta; Hymenoptera; Apidae. Gene Ontology annotation, cellular component: perinuclear region of cytoplasm. Gene Ontology annotation, molecular function: Hsp70 protein binding; transmembrane transporter binding; zinc ion binding. The transcript is spliced from 8 exons.
UGCCAUUUCAGUGACGUCAGAGUCGAUCGUCAGGCGCAAACUGGGGGUUUGCGCCCACCAUACUACGUCAGAAUGACGAGCCGAUAAACUACCUAUCAGGUUUUUCUGCGGCGGGCGGGCCAACGGUCUUAGGGUGGCCGCCGUUGGUUUGGCCGACGAUGGCGAACUCGGCGGGGACGACGGUCGACGGCAUCGACGUCGGCGAGAAUGACGGUACGACAGGUGUAACCGGUGGCGGGCCUAGGAAUCCUCUCAUCUGCGGUGUCUGUCAUGACUAUUACAACGAGCCUUGUCUGCUGUCCUGCUUUCACACCUUUUGUGCCCGCUGCAUCCGUGGCCCUCAUCUUGAGGGAAAAGUCUCCUGUCCCAUCUGCGGGCAGCAGACACAGUUGAAAGAUGGAGCACAACAACCACCGCCUGAUCAGCUGAUACGUCAGCUAGUUGAGUUGGCAAACUCUGAGAAUCCACCUUGUGCCAACUGUGAUAAACGGGACAAGUCUACUAUGUUUUUUUGUACAACAUGUGGACAAGCUUUGUGUACACACUGCAGGGAGAAUACCCAUCGUGCAAAGAUGUUCUCCACACACGAGGUGUUACAUAUGAGCAAAUGUACCAAGGAUACACAACGUCGUUGCCCGACCCACGGAGAACAAUACAUAAUGUAUAGUCAAAGUGCCAAGUGCAUGCUCUGCGCUACUUGUUUUCGCGACACUCCUGCAGAUGCGAGGCUCCACUGCGUUGAUAUUGAAAGUGCCUGGCAACAGGCUUCGAAGAAGAUGGAACGAGCUGUUAAUUCCAUUUGUGAGCUGCAAGCUGGCGUGCGAGACGGAGUGUUGGCUUUAAAAUCACAAUUGGAUGAACUACGACAUAGUUUGGAUUCCGAAAAAAGGACAUUGAAUUCUUUCUGUCAGGGAAUGCAGGAGGCCAUAACGAAGACGCACGGAAGUACUCUGACAGAAUUGCAGCGACAGUUUGAAACGAAGGAAAGGAUGGUUCGAAGCCAAUUGCUUUCAUUAGGUAGCGCACUUCCUGUGCUGCAGAUGCAUUUAAUGUUAUGCACUGCCUUUACUAGCGGUGCAACGAAAUAUCAAUUUCUCGAGCUAGCCCAUCCGAUGUUGGAACGACUAAGUCGAGUCGCGCAAUUAGGAUAUCCAUCGAGGCCGCCUCUGCUGACUGCACAUCUGAAGACUAACUAUAAGAAUGAAUUUGCUCGCGCACUGCAACCGUACGUCGGUCAGUCCCAGAAGGAAUCAUUAUAUGACCAAACUCACACGACGGCUCAGCAGGAUCCGCCAGUGAUUCAGCAGAGCAGCAAGUCUGCUCAGAGGAUUCCAACCAAGAGCGGGACCGACGGUGGACCGUUUUCCAGUCACUGUCGAACAUUUGAUAGUCAGCUGAAGGAAUUGAAUCAGCAGUUGCUCACUGUGAAGGAACGUUUAGAAGAAUUACAUCGUGAUGUGGCAGUUCUGAGAAGAGCUAACACACCUCCGUUGGGCAUACGUUAUGAACAGGUGGCGAGGGAUUGUCGGGUGCUAGAGCAACAAUUAGAGCAUUAUCAGAUGGAACUAGAACGUCUUAGAAACGUGUUCGAUACACUUUGGGAUGAACAGUUAUGUAGAAUUCACAUAGAAAAAGAAAUAUUUCAUUCUCAGAUGAACGAUAUCCUAUCAUUGAGAAGUCAGGUAAAACAAUUGCAGAAUCUUGCUCAACAAUUAGAACCGUAUAUAAAAUCUUUCGCAACCGGAGUUAGUGCUGGUGAAGUAAGCAUGAUAGCCUCUGAUGCAGCCAGUAAUCAGCAUUUGCAGGCGUUACUGGAUCACUUGGCACGUUUACAAAUGCAGGAACCACCACAACCGCAAACCCAAGCUCCGACCAAGGAUCAUCGACAUUCGCGUACUACUGCAACUAGUGCAGAUAAUGCGCUUUACAUGAAAGAAACGAAGGAGGUACCAACACGUUGCCGUACUCCUUCCGCUGAUGUCGAAGCUGUCUUGGAUUCGAGUGGAAACAUUAUUGUCUAUGGAACGGCCAAGUCAACGGACUCGAAAAGAGGAGUGCUUAGCCAAUUGAUCGAAAAAGCUAGAAGUAAAGAAGAUCGUAAGAAAUCGCCAGGAAGAGAGGAAAGUCGUGAUCGUAGUCAGAGUCGACGACCGAGGAAGUCUCCUGAUAGUACGAAGCCUAAAACGCCACCUGGUCACUGGUCUGCCAGCAAAGUACGAUCUUUGUAUCGAUCUCUGAAAGGUGGCAGUGGAGAUAAUUCUGCCGAGGGACUCGAUCAACCAGAAAGGUGCACGGAUUCCCAGCAACCACAGUCGCAUACGACUGCAGGGGAAGAAGGAGAAUAUCAACGAAUUUCGGAGGCGUCCAGCACGGGAGAGGUGAAGAAGCGAGUUCAGGCUCAGGUACACGCGGUUCCCGACGAGCAAUCGAUUCCUGCAGGCAAGGGAACCAAGGUGUAUCCGGCUAGUGACUCGGAGGAUGUGUUCUACGCGGAUGAGAAGGCCUCGACGGAGGUGAGGAGACGUCGACGUGCGAGCUGUGACAGCCUAAGUACCACCGGCUCGGGAAGCAGACGAUCGAGUAUUGUCGAUGGGACGGUAGGUCAAUCCGCGCAGGAUCCCAGGAAAACAAUGGUUCUUUUGAUCGGGCCUACACCGAAGUCGUCGUCUCUGGUGCAGAAGCAGCGUUCCUGGGAAACAUUUCCUCGGCCAAAAAGCAAACGCAGUGUAACGGCCAGCGAGGGGGGAGCCUCAUCUCUUAGUCAGCUGAAGAAAACGGACAGUUUCGAGGGGCACGAGGAAACCGUGAGAACACUGGUGGCUGCCGUGCAGGAGACAAGGUCACACCUGCAUCAUCGUCACGUGCAUCAUCAUCGUCAUCAUCGAAAGAGCAAGACAAAUUAAAAUGAUUCAAGCCACGGUGAAGGUUUCAAAGAAGUUUUCUUUCAAGAGGUAUCCAGCUCGGAUGGCCAAAGUGCGGAAGUAGAUGUUAAGUAGAAGGAAAAUUAUAUCGAAAUAAAAGUAUUUACUAGGCUGUUCUGAGUAGUUAGGCUGCGUUUGGCUAUCCGGGAAGGAACGAUACCCUCCAAAAUAAUGCCUAGCAUACAUCGGGGAAAGUAUUAUAGAAGGACUGUACUUUUUCAAUCGAUAACAUAUUGUUAUUGGUAGAAAAAAAAUAAUACAUUGUUACGUAAAAUGGUACUACGAGGAUUUUUUUCCAAGUAUUUUGAGCAUUUUAUUAGAGGUAUUAUAAUAAACAUAAAGGGCAUUUCGUGUGAUGUAUAUAAUACCACAGACGAAGAUGAUCUUACGAAUUAGGAAUCGUUUAUCGCUAUAAACUGCCAUUGAUUAAAGCACCUUCGACAAGUGCAUGUUUUUACUUUUACGAGAUAUUGUAAAUUUUUCGAAUGCUUUAUUUCUCGGUUUGGACCAAGAAGUGUUUUUAACGUUUAUAUAAUCAUCUUGUAUAAUUAAUCGAGUAAUUUCUACUCCCAUGUAUGUCUAGUCAGAGUUGUUUCAGGGUCAACCAGCCUUCAACGUAGAGCAGUCUUCAAUUUUUUAUCGAACAGCGUUCUGAUUGCACUUUGAAGCGCCGAAGGUCAUAAUAUUGCUGCCAAUAGUCAAAUAAUACGUAAAAAAAAGUAUACAUAUUACAUAUACGUAUAUAAAAGAGAAAAAAAGAAAUUAAUAAAUGAUACUCUUACUGUUGAUGCAAUCCUUACAUGGUGCAUAAACAUUCAGAGGCUCAAAAUAGGAUUAUAGGGAUACGUCGAUAAACUAUAUGUGGGUAUACAUACAGUUACGAUUUAAUUAAUACUAUUACUAUUACUACUACUACUACUACUACUACUACUACCACUACUACUACUACCACUACUACUACUACCACUACUACUACUACUACCACUACUACUACUA